Monopterus albus (swamp eel) is the source of this 5747-nucleotide messenger RNA. Its product is annotated as homeobox-containing protein 1-like. Gene Ontology annotation, cellular component: nucleus. The transcript has 11 exons. The coding region runs from base 53 to 1609 and encodes 518 amino acids. Gene Ontology annotation, molecular function: double-stranded telomeric DNA binding. Gene Ontology annotation, biological process: positive regulation of DNA-templated transcription. The record is from RefSeq and is a predicted model, not a curated record. Lineage: Eukaryota; Metazoa; Chordata; Actinopteri; Synbranchiformes; Synbranchidae.
AAAUCAGCACUGUUUUGAAGUUACUUGGACUGUCUCGUCUCUCAGAGUCAAUAUGGUUAAAAGUACCAGGUACAACAAAAGGAUGUUCCAGCAGUGUGAGGAGCCUCGUUUUACCAUCGAGCAGAUUGACCUGCUCCAGAGGCUACGGAGGACAGGGAUCACGCAGACAGAGCUCCUCCACGCUCUGGACACCUUGGACCACCUGGACCAGCAGCACGGACACAAGUUGACCCAUAAACCUUCCUACAUGGCUCCCUCGUCUUCCUUGUCUUCGUCCAGCACAGUCGCCACUUCUUCCUCUGUGACCUCCACUGGCACUCAGACAAGUUUCCCCAACAACCAACUCUCACUGUCACCCAAUAACAACUUCAGCACCACCUCCCCACCUCUGCCAGUUCCAGUAGCCUCUCCUGUUGUCAUGGCAGCGGUAGCCCAGAACGGUCUAGUUGCUGUCACCAAUGGGAAGCUGUCACCGCCCCGGUUUCCUCUGGGUGUGGUUAGUGGCAAUGUGACAGCAGUAGGCUAUGGGUUUGAGUCCAGUGAACAGGACUUAGAUAUUGAUGAGAAGGUGGAGGACUUGAUGAGAAGGGACAGUUCUGUGAUCAAAGAGGAGAUCAAGUCCUUCCUGGCAAACAGACGGAUCUCCCAGGCUGUGGUCGCUCAGGUAACAGGGAUCAGUCAGAGUCGGAUCUCCCACUGGCUCCUACAGCAGGGAUCAGACCUCAGCGAGCAAAAGAAACGAGCCUUCUUCCGCUGGUACCAGCUGGAGAAGACUAAUCCUGGUGCCACUCUGGCUAUGCGAGCUGCCCCUUUGGCUCUGGAGGACAUGAUGGACUGGCACCAAGCCCCGGCCCCACUUGGACCCACCACCGGGGGCUUUCGUCUGCGACGAGGGAGCAGAUUCACCUGGAGGAAGGAGUGUUUGACUGUUAUGGAGAGCUACUUCAGUGAUAACCAGUACCCUGAUGAAGCUAAGAGAGAAGAGAUUGCUACUGCUUGCAAUGCUGUCAUUCAGAAACCAGGAAGGAAGCUGUCUGAUAUGGAGAGGGUCACAUCUCUGAAGGUCUACAACUGGUUCGCCAACCGCCGCAAAGACAUCAAGAGGCGUGCCAACAUCGAAGCAGCCAUCUUGGAGAGUCAUGGCAUCGAGGUCCAGAGUCCGGGAGGUCAGUCCAACAGCGAUGAGGUGGAUGGCAGUGACUUUGCUGACCAGGGCUGUGAGGUAUCCUUGUUUGACAAGAGAGCUUCAGCCAAACAGUUUGGCUUCAGUCGCGCUGAUCUGUCAUCUCCAACCCAGGUUCCCACGCUGCUCCCCAGCUGGUUUUCCACCCUGGCUCGGGGAAGCUUGUCUGGACAGAGGGCCACGUCUGUGAUUGGCCGCUCCCUAGUGACAGGUGUGGGUCUUCAGGCAGUGGGGCCCUGGUCUCCGCCCUCCCCUUCUCUCCAUGAUGAACCCACCAUUCACAGCGAGCUGUCUGAGCCCCAGGACCCAACUGGCAUGGAGAAGACAGAUGUUAAUGACGGUAACCAAGCCCUAUCCAAUCAGAUGGAUGGCGCAGGGUGCAGUAUGGGGAAUGACAUUAAGACGGAAACGCUCGAGGAUGACUGAAGGGGGUAGUGGAGAUCGGAGCUGUCAGAGUACAGAACAGGAUGGAGUUUGUGAGAUGACAAGUGGGGAAACAACUACUGACCCUGUAUUUCAACAAACUCAUCUCUGUGACAACUGAGCAAACACAGUCCUCUGAUGAAGACCCCAUGUGAUACAGCUGUAAGCUUGAGAAAAAGCCAGUAAAUAGACUUUGUAGGUCAGAAUUGUUUUGCUAUAAUAAACAGCGAUUUGAUUAGCCAGGUUUUCUGAAAUCUCUUGGACAAGUGACAGUGUUCAUCUCCUCUCUUUAUAAAAUGUCCUUAGUAGAUAUUUACAUAUAGUCUCGUACAAAUGAAAAACAACUUUCCUCUUUUCCCCCCCUUACCUGAUUACUGCUGAGAGGAUAAAAAUAGAAAAUUAUAAAUGCAUUAUAAUACAUAUUUAUUCUUUGGAUUGCAGCAUAGGAUUACAGAAAACAGUUAAUCAAAACCCAAACUUGUGCUCAAUUUUUCUUUAUGCAAGUCUUAAUAUGCGCAUAUAUACACAGACAUACAGUAGAACAAUCCAAUGGUGCACUCACACAUACAAAUGACACAUCAAGACAAACCCACUCCACAGAAUCAACAGUAGCAAUGAGUGAAAAUAAUUAGUUAGGAUGGUGGAGAUGUAGUAAUACUGUUGACCAGGCCGGGGCCACAUUAAGCCUUUGUAUGAUUAUUCAGAUUUUGCUUCAGAAGAGCAUGUGAAUGGUUACAAGGACUGGAGGUGGGUUUUUUUUUGCAGGAAUAACAAGGUUCUACCAAAACUCCCUGAUUUAGCAAGCACCAGACCCUUCUCCUUAAGAGCCAUUAGUCUUCCAUUAUUACAGCUCAAGUUAAAUAUGGCUGCUGGUACCUAGAAAGAAAUAUUGAUAGCAACUGCCUUUAAAAUGCACCAAGAGCAGCAGCUGGAUCAAAACAGACCCAGCUAUCACUGCCAAAAACUACCAAAAAAUAAAAGGUUGCACACCUGCUAGAUGACUAUUGCAUCACCUAACAGCCACAUAUUUGCUCGUCUAUGUGGUUUAUUCGAGUGUUUGAGAACACAGAAAAUGAACUGGAUGCACGUGGUUCACUAGUGAAGCAGGUACAAUGCUUGUCAUCUGAAAGGCCUCAGGGAAGAAGUUGGCACAGCACUCCAGACGACCAAGACCAAGCACAGAGGUGGUCAAAACUCACUCCUGUGGCAGGAACACGUCCAACACAACACUUGGUUUGAUCUGAUCCCUGGCAGGCUCACUACUGUAGGGCAGUGGUGGGUUGUUGUUCCACUGGCUAUGAUUUUCUGGUUGUACAGUGUGGAAUGACUGCAGCCACCAGAGUGCGACACAAUGGUCUUCCUUCGAAUUUAAAAAGAGCAAACAAAACCUGACAGCUGCUGUAAGUAUAGGGCUCACAACUAACUGAUAAACUAGUUUAGAAGACUGGAGUAUUUGAUAUCGUUUUAGUAGCAAACCAGAAUGGGUUUAUAUGCGUUCAAAAUGACAGUUUAGUGUUGAACAUGUUUAGUUAUAACUGGAAUUAUUCCUGCUAAAUCCAGUCUGGCUCUGGGUUGAAGGCCACAUUACAGAGGAUGAUGUGAUGCUCCAGAGCAGUGAUCCCAUAGUUAGCACAGAGUUACAGGAAAUACAAUAGGAUGUGAAUGCAUCAAACAUAUGAGACCAAUUCUGGGAAAUGAGAAGCCUUUAUGACAAGAAACCAACCAAAAUAAAACAAAAACAUUGUUUGUCUGAAGAUUCAUACAGAUAAAAUGCAAUGUGAAUAUGCUUGGACACAAAUCAAUAAAAAUAAAACUAAAAUGUGGUUCUGAUGGUCAGUAAAAUCACAUAACACUGUUGUUGGCGUUGCUUUAGUCUCUACAGUGGUAGAAGUGGGGAGCACUGAAAUGAAGUCCACUGUGAUCUAAACAGUUACCAGUGCUAGAUUUCUCUUUUUACAGUUCCUUAUUGAAACGGCUGAACUUUUUCAGUCUAAUACAAUAAUGCAUUUAUGAUGCUGCAAACUGCAUGGAGAGAAAAGACAGAUGGUUCUGUUGUCGUUACUUACAGCUGCAUUUGAGUUUAGCUGGGAUGUCAGGUAAAAUACCACCAUCUUUUUACUUGAAAGGUAGUUGAGCAGUGAGUGAAGAAACAGAGCCAAAGGCUCAAAAGACUCAAAACUUAAACUGAAAGCAAAACCAUAUUUAGUACAGUUUAAAGAACUGGUAGGUUGAGAACCUACAUAUACUAGUUCCAGAAAUGAACUCUUCAGCUCUCUCUGGAGACAUCUGUGCAAAUGAACUGAAGCACUGAUAUGAAAACUGUAUGUUAGAUACAUGGUCACAAGGUUUCAGAGGCACAAUAACAUAAAGGAACAUCCAGAAGCCUGAUGUGAUCUCAAACCCCUGAAACAGUGUCCAGGCGCAGACCGGGACGGGCAAGUCCACCAGAAGUUUACAUUUAUGAGGAGAGGAGGGAAAAGUAAGGUUCGUCACUCCCAGCCCAAAAAUUAAUUAGUAAAGUUGAAGCUGGCGGCCAUUUCCCAUCUUGUUAAGGACACAACCAAGUCAAAGCCAGGUCCACCCACAAAAACACACAAUACAGUCGAAAACUCGAGUCCCUUCUGUCAUCACCAUCUAACUAUUAUGAAGCAACACUAUUUAAAAGAGCCCGGCCUGCAUGCCUUUCACCUGCGGACCAAUGACUUGAAAUGGCACCUACAAUAAUCAGCCAACCAAUCAGAGAACUGCCGGGUUCUGUGCUUUAAGCCAGCCAGUAAAUACACAGAUAAUGACUAGACUACAGGGAUAGAUUUUCUCAUCUUCAAACUCAAUGCAACACCAACAUUACAGUUUCAUCAUUCCUAUUUACAAAAAAAAUAACAACAACAAAAAGAAAAUCAAUUUAAGGUGGUUUUUCACCCAGAGAGUUCAAACCAAUUUCUACAAGGCCCACAUGACAAAGUCCAGUUUGGUCACUGAACCAAUGCACGGACUAGAGUCCCAUUUGGGAUAGAAAGAAAAAAUUGAACUCUAGUAUACAGGCAGAUUUAAGAGUGUAUGUUAGAUGAAUCAUUUUAUCUAUUCACAGAUACAUUUACAAUGCUAAUAGCAGCAAUUUUCAAGGAAUCAUUUGUGCAAGAUGUAUUAAAAUAAAAGUUAAUUUUCAUGUGAUAAAAGGCAUGUGUAUAAGCAUUAAAAAUAAAUAUAAAAUUACACUUCUCGAAUUAAUAAGAUGCUGAAAAAAAGGAAUGAAAAAAUCUCCUAGACAAGGCGAGUGUGUGUACUGUACAUGUGCAUACAGUAACCCAGAAAAUGUAAUGUAACCGUCAUCAUAUCAUCAGCCUGUAGCUCACUUUAUGAGACUGAGGACAACUCAAACACUUUACACUGACCUUAGUCUAGUUCAAUAAAUGGGCACACGAGUGAUUAAGUAUGAGUUAGGAAAUUUGCAAAAAAAAAAAAAAAAAAAAAAACGGAUCAAAAUCAAAAUAUGCUGAAUUUUAGUGUAAGUGACUCUGGGCCAAGCUUCAAAAACACUAACGCCUACAUCUCCCAUAAUGCAAGUCUAUGAUGUCUCGUUCAGGCUCUCUCCACCUGAUAUUUACCCAUGUCUAUCAGUCUGCACACUCGCAGUUUGUAACACACGGCUUCUGUUUUAAAUUUGGAGUCUUUACGUAGUAGGUCUGGUGACAUCGGAUUUCAGAAAACUCCUCCAGAGCUUACAUCUGGUUUUCACAGGCUGAUGACGACAAGUAAACUAAAGUGCAGGUGUAAAAAUGGCAGAGUGCUCCUUUAGCUUAUGGAAAAAUAUCUAAAGCACACAUGCUGCAUGUCUGCAUUCCCAGUGAACUGAUGGUAUACAUAAAGUGUGAAACUGUGCUGUGGUGUAGCGCCCAUGCGUUUCCAUAAAUUAACACACAGGAGUAAGGUAUGCAAUGUUUGAGUCCAUCUGGAAUGUUUCAUAAGCAAAUCCUUUAAUAAAAAUCUCUAAGGCUGCAACAAAAUCCUGUAUUUUCCUCACCAGACGUGUCAGGAACUUUCAGUCAGUCAAAACUGCUUCUGUGUUUAAUACUUUCCCAAGACAUACUGUACUUGAAGCCUGUUCUCCCAGCUGAGUCAAGAUUUAAAAAAAAAAAAAAAA